Olea europaea var. sylvestris is the source of this 948-nucleotide messenger RNA. RefSeq names its product proline-rich receptor-like protein kinase PERK10. The record is from RefSeq and is a predicted model, not a curated record. The annotation marks the transcript as partial. Lineage: Eukaryota; Viridiplantae; Streptophyta; Magnoliopsida; Lamiales; Oleaceae. The transcript has a single exon.
AUGGCUACUGAUAGUGAAAUCAACGAGAACAAAAGGAGAAGAUUUAAUAGCCCUGAAUUUCAAAUCCCAAGAAAUUUCUCUUCUGAUCUCGAAGAAGAAGACGACAAUGAUUUCUUGGGCCUCUCACUGUCAUGUAUUUGCUCUACUGCAUCCGUACCCCACCCUCCUCCGUCGCCGCCGCCUCAACUACCGCCUCCGCUGGAUCUUUCAAGACUCUCCGACGAUUCAGAUCCUCUACUAACAUUAGAACUCUCACCCCCAUCGGACAACCGAGUUCCAUCACUUUCUGGUACUACUGUGACAUUCCCAUAUUAUCGCUAUCAAGGAAAUGGUGCCUCCCUUCAGCCAAACCGGCAGUCACUAUAUCUUCCGCCACCAUCCGCCGCCGAAAAUACCCAAUCCCACCACCCAGUUAUUAUAACUGGAGAAAAUCGUCCUACUUUGACAUUACCAUAUCGUUACUAUCAAGAGAAUGGUGUCUCACCCAUAUCCCACCCGCCGCCGCCAUCGUCACCGCCAGCGCGGCUGGAACUUUUGCCGCCCUCCGCCACCUCAGAUCAGCUAGUAUCGUUACAACUCUCCCCAUCCCACAACGUAACUGGGGGAAACCUAUCACAACCAUAUAGUUGCUAUCAAGAAGAUGUUGGUCCAAGUAAUGGUACUGUCAUACCCCGGCCACAUCGUGUUCGUCGAAACUCAGCACAGUCGCCGAGAGAAGGGAAGAGCGCCACCAUCCCAGUGCAGUUUCCAUGGUCCACGAGCUACCGCGCCACUGUUCACAGCCUAGCCUACUUGCGAUCCAAGCAAAUCGACACCAUUACGGACAAAGUACAGUGCAAGAGGUGCGAGGAAAAGUUCGAAAUAAGUUUCAAUUUACAUCAAAAAUUCAUGGAAGUCGGCACGUUCAUAGCCGAAAACAAAGCUUCCAUGCAUGACAGAGCCCCCGGA